Messenger RNA from Drosophila santomea, 1431 nucleotides. RefSeq lists its product as uncharacterized. Gene Ontology annotation, molecular function: zinc ion binding; nucleic acid binding. The record is from RefSeq and is a predicted model, not a curated record. The transcript has 2 exons. Lineage: Eukaryota; Metazoa; Arthropoda; Insecta; Diptera; Drosophilidae. The coding region runs from base 181 to 1257 and encodes 358 amino acids.
AUAAAAACACAAUUAAAAAUCAAAAGAAUUAAAAUACAUCUUAAACCUAAACAGUGGUAACAACUUCAGAAGUGGGAUAGCAACCUUUUAUGCACCCGCCUACAUCAAUAUUUCGACGUACCCGACAAUACACACGUUUUUUUUUCUCAAAGUUAAAAUAGCGUGCCCUACCAAUUGGCCAUGAAUAAAUCGGAGAUUUCGGAUUGGCUGAAGGCCAAUGAAAUUGAGUUCCCAACAAGCGCAACGCUUCGACAACUGCGUAAGCUUGCAUUGGACGCCGGUUGCCAAAACGCUAGCGAGAUUUCUGAAACCAUAUCAGAAGAAGAAGACACCAAACUGGAGGAAAUAUGCCAGGGGAUCGCGAGCGCCCAGAUCAAUAGUACAUUGGAAGAAGAAGAGGAAGCACUCGACGCUGCAAUAAGGGUGGCCGAGAAGAAGAAGAUACUGGCCAAGUUGAUGCAGAACGACAGCAAGAUGACGGAUGACUUCCAAAUGGCUAAGCAACUCAUGGUUCCGUUCUCCGCCACUAAAAAUGAAGAAGCAUUCCAAUGGAUUUCGGACUUCGAAAGAGUUUGCAGAGGAGUAAAUGAUAGUGAAAUUUUUCAACUUCGCUGUGUCCGAAUGCUGAUGAAACCAGGAACAGAUGCCGACCUGUUCUUGCGUGUUGACCGUUCGAAUUCUUACGAUACAUUUAAAGAAAGUUUUCUCAAGACAUUUGGCCAUGGAAAUUCAACAGCCGAUAUCGUAUUGCUUCUGAAGGAUACCAUCUUUAAUCCUAGCAAGAACACCGUCAUGGGCUACAUACUUCAAAUGGAGGAAAUUGCUAUGCGUGCAGAUAUUGAUGAAAAGUUAACAGUACAAUUCAUAAUUGACGGUUUUCGAGAUCGGUCAUCCAAUAUCGCGCUAUUGUACUCAGCAACCACAAUUGGACAAUUGAAGGAGAUGGCUCGGAAAUAUGAAAAUCUACGGAAGGUUCCCAAAACGUCGACCAUUCGCACGGGAAUCGCUUUCGCUGGAGAAAGAGGUCAAAUACGCUGCUUUAAUUGUUCGGCACAUGGACACUACGCUUCAUCUUGUACUGCACCAAAGCGCGAGAAAGGAUCCUGUUUCCGUUGUGGAUCCCUUCAGCAUAGGAUCAAGGAUUGUCAACAGCAGCCGAAAACUAAUCCGAGAGUCGUGGGAGCAACCAACAACCAGUUGAUACAAGAUGAGGAGGAGAACAAUACGUUUAUUCCUAUAUUUAACCAGCGCCAUUAAUUUAAUCCAGCGCACAGCGAUACCAUUUAAAAAGUUUAAUGACGUAUUGAGCCCAACAGAAUAUUGCGGUGUUAAUGGAUCUCGAAUAAAUACAUUUGGAAAAAUUUUUGUUAAACUUAAUUUUCAAAACAUAGAAGAAGAAAUAUCAUUUUUUGUUGUACCCGACAAUUAUGU